This is a messenger RNA of Lactuca sativa (garden lettuce), 1008 nucleotides long. It is a transcript of the gene YLMG1-2, whose product is annotated as YGGT family protein. Gene Ontology annotation, cellular component: membrane; chloroplast. The record is from RefSeq and is a predicted model, not a curated record. Gene Ontology annotation, biological process: chloroplast fission. NCBI's taxonomy places the organism in Eukaryota, Viridiplantae, Streptophyta, Magnoliopsida, Asterales, Asteraceae.
UUAGGAUUGGGGUGAAGAAAAAAAUCUUGCAAAAAAACUUCAUUGGAAAUAAUGGCUUCUUCCUCAUCUUCUUCUGUGUCUCUAAUGGCUUCCCAAACCCUAAUCCUUCAAAACCCGACCUUCCUUCACCCUCACAGACCCUCAAUUGUCUCUCUUUCUAAACCCAAAUCCAUUUUCUCUUCCAAACCCGUUCACCUUUCUCUCAAAAACCCUAAGAAACCCUUAAUUAUCGCCUCAUCUUCUUCCUCAUCGUCGCCGACAAUAGCUCCCAAUCCACCGACGGAACCACUACUCACCGGGUCAACCAGAACAAUCACAACCCUCUUCGCAAUUGCCCUCACAGCCUCCAAAGUAUUCGCUCAGAAGAUCGCCACUUUCGCCCUAAAUUUAAACCUCCAACAAAACGUACUACCCCUUACCGGAACUUUGUUCUUCGCCACCAUGAGCGGCCGACCGGCGCGUCUGCAUACGCCGUUGACUGUUGUGGCGGCCGGAAUGGCGAAAUGGCUUGAUAUUUACAGCGGGGUGUUGUUGGUUAGGGUUUUGUUGAGUUGGUUUCCGAAUAUUCCAUGGGAUAGACAGCCAUUGUCAGCCAUUAGAGACUUGUGUGAUCCUUAUUUGAAUCUGUUUAGGAAUAUUAUCCCUCCAGUGUUCGAUACUUUGGAUGUUAGCCCUUUGUUGGCCUUUGCAGUUUUGGGUUUUCUGGGCGGAAUUCUCAAGAGCAGCAAGAUGGGGUUCUAAGAGACACAAGUUACAAAACAGGUGUGCAAAAUUACGAAAAUGGGUCUGGCAUCUAUUCAAUAUCAUCAUGAAGGUUGGUCUUUUGGUGUCAUAAAAUUUUGCUUGUUUUCUUAUAUUUGUAAGCAAUUAGUAAUAUUUGAGGUACUAUUAUAGCAUUAGCAACUUUUAUUAUGAUCAAAUGGAUCUAUUAAACAAUCGGCUGCUUGUAUAAAUGCAGUGUAGACAUUUUUUAAUUGAUGUGUGACAAGUGGAAAUGGUUGCUAUUUA